Entrophospora candida is the source of this 549-nucleotide messenger RNA. NCBI's taxonomy places the organism in Eukaryota, Fungi, Glomeromycota, Glomeromycetes, Entrophosporales, Entrophosporaceae. The record is from the annotation of a GenBank genome assembly.
AUGAGGAAAUCCUUAAUUCAAAUCUCGGAAAAUAUAACUAAGUUGAAAAGAAAAUUGAAAAAAGACACAUCGGCGUUGUCUUUGGAAUUGUAUAGGAGAAUUAGGGAGGUCGCAGUUUCGGAACUUCCUUGGAAUGACCCUCUGGAAAAUCAAAUUAUUAGUGAUGAUUCAGAUAUUAUACGUCUCUUGCCAGAUGAAUUGCAAAAUAUAUUUAUGGUUGGAGAUGUAAUGAAUUUUACCGAUGAUAUUGGAUUCAGAUUACCACAAAAUCUUUUACAUGAUGGGAUGUGGAAGGAAACCAAUGAAGAGCUUGCUAAUGUUGCUGAAAGGAUUCUAGAUGCAUUGCACGAUGCUUGGAAAAACCCUGCAUUUGAAUCCAAUUUUGUAGAAAAAUUAAAUGAAGGUGCUUAUGUUACUAAUAUAAUCUUGCCUGCAGUUCGUGCCUCGUUAAAAAGUCUUUAUUUAUGGACAUCUUCAUUUCUUAGCAAUUUUGAACGACAGAGUAGUACCAGUGCAGUUAGGAGAGGGAGUGAUCGAUCAGGAAAGUGA